Aspergillus pseudotamarii is the source of this 1516-nucleotide messenger RNA. RefSeq lists its product as uncharacterized. The coding region runs from base 25 to 1323 and encodes 432 amino acids. The transcript is spliced from 2 exons. The record is from RefSeq and is a predicted model, not a curated record. NCBI's taxonomy places the organism in Eukaryota, Fungi, Ascomycota, Eurotiomycetes, Eurotiales, Aspergillaceae.
CAAAUCUUGCAGCAAAGGUUGAACAUGGCGGAUCCUUUGAGCGUCACUGCCUCGGCAGUGGGUAUCAUUACAGCUGCUAUCCAAUCGGCAAGGUCCCUCGUGGAAACCAUCAAACGCUUUAGAGAUCGUGACAAGACUUUGCGUAGGCUUCAAGAGGAGCUGAGGGACCUGACCAAUAUCUUGGACGCUCUGGCACAAGUGAACAAGUCCGAAAUGUCUAUGCUGGCCCUUCUUGAAGAUCCAGUGAACCGAUGCAGCCAGGUAUGCCGUGAAUUCGAAGGAUCGAUGAAAGCCUUCGGUGCCAAAUCGAAGACUGGCCUUCGCGAUUGGGCUAAACUGGAAUUUAUGCGCGGUGAUAUCAAUGAAUUCAUAGAUACUAUCGCAGGGUAUAAGUCAACAAUCUCAGUGGGCCUAGGCACUAUUACGAUGCAAACUACCAAAAUCUCCCAACAAGUUCUUGAAGAGUACAAUGAAAUGGUCCAGGACACAGCAUAUAGCCUUGAGGUCCAGUUACAGCGGAUUGAUGAGAAAUUGGCGCGAAUGACUAUGGAUACGGUUGAAGCCUCAGAAGUAGGCCCAGAUCUGAAUGACGAGAAACAAGUAACCAAGCAAUGCCUUCGGAUUUGCCAGGAUGCGAAAUCUUAUAUCGAAACCUUGACAAACCGGGGAUCGUCUCUAUUACAAGGAACCUCUCGCGGUACUGAUGAAGAUGGCACGCAAAAGGUCUUCGAAGCGCAGUUGCUGACGCGGCAAGCCUUGGAUAAAAACCGGGAUACCUUCACAGACAUCAUAGGUCAACUUGGCAAACGUUUGGAGAUCCUUUUGCUCACCAAUGGUCCAAACGAUGAUAACGACCGGCAGCGGUUAAAAGAUGACAUCAGCAUCUCGAUGCAAUGCCUAGAGGUAUGCAAGGUGGCCACCGAGGUGUCCCGUCAGAAGAUAUACAAAGUCGGGGAAGUGGUUGCCGAAGAGAACAGCGAUCAAGUAGUGGUAACUACUUUAGCGGAUCUAUUCGACGUCAAGAAAGCGUCAUCUACGGGCAAUUCGGCGCAGUUGGUUGGUUCAAUGACAGAAGAUGCUCUUUGCCAUUUGACGGAAAAGCGUUAUAGCAGUCGUUUUGGGGCUGUGACCGGUACUUCUCACAAUACAGAAGUAACCACCACACCCAGCAGAUCGCCGUCAAGUUUGGAAACUCAAAAGAACAAGCACUCCUCUGCGCCCCAAGCUUCCAAUGAUGAGCAGGCCUCUAGCCUGGGCAUGAGGCGCAGUGCACCAUCUCCCAACGAGAUGAGGAAACGGGCAACAAGUGGCACAACGGACUAAGGUUAUAUAGGAGCGGGUCAAGUUUGAAAAUGAUUUGGGCCAAGCUAUUUUUCUCCGAUUAACUUAGAGGCAAGGCUCUGUAUUGGAUAUGGUCCCAGAAGAACAUACAAUAUGCGGGAUAUACUAACAGGCAAGUGCUGUAUAGCCAUGAUCUUGUCUGCUGAUAGGGUUACGGGUAUAUAUACCAGAAUAU